GUUUCACAAUAGACGUUUAUACACCAUUCGAUAGAGAAUUUCAAGAGCUACAUUUUGCACUAUUUGUAUUUCAAGAUAGAUAAAAUCGACUUUUUGGCCUAAUGUCCGCUUAGUUGCCCACUGUGUGCAGUGGGCUAUGAAGCUAGUGUAGCUAGCUGCAGCGGGCGCUACUAGCUGAUUUUUUCAUGCAUGGGCAUUCUGAUGCAUUAAUGCUAGUAGUAACAAGUUGUUUGUUCAAAGGCGUGAACCUAAAAUAGAUUAAUUUUAUUCUUCUAGAAUCAUUGACGUCAGCUGGGGCACUGUAUUUCUAUCAGUCUUUCAGUAGCACAUUUUUCGCGAAGUGCUGAAAACUCAAUAUUCCAAUUGUUUCCUAUUAGGACACAUAGUCUAUUGGAAAACAUCUAUCCGCUCAAUUAAACCGCUGUCGAUAACAUUGCCAAAUCUCUCGAACGGAUAAGUCUGUUAGUUGCUAUUGGUGUUAGUCGAAGGUCCACUGAAACAUUAUUUCCAAGAACAAGUAAAGUGAUGUCAAUUAAAGAAUCAUAGUAAACUCAUCCUAUACGAUUUAGAGUAGUGACUUUGGGUUAUCAGUUUUCAAUCAAUUUACAAACAGAUGAAUAACUUCAACUGAUUCAAUCGGUUAAUUGAGCAGAGUUCAAUUUUAUUCUCAUCCAAGCAUUAAAAAGCAAAAACAAGAAAGUUGAAAAAGCGGUAACCCUUUAAUUUGGACGGUUUAUCAUUAUCCAGCGUAAAUUUAUUCAAUAGCGAAUCAAUCUUCAAUUGGAAUCAUCGUGAACACGGAGUCAAAUGACAAUUUAGCUGUAAGUGAACAAGACAAUGGUUCAAUGGGACGACAUGAAAAUGUUUCAACGAGAGCUGCAUGCCUUGCCGCGAACGGUAAACCAUUCGAAUUGUUUGAAUUAGAAAAUCGAUUAAGAGAUGGUUUAAAGUCAUGUAAAAUCAAAGAUGUAACACAGUUAUUCGACAGAAUAAAGAGAACAGAAAUGCGAAUUCAACAGUAUACCGACGAGACUAGAAAUGAUGAAGCUGAGGAAGAGAGACAAUAUCUGAAUGAGGUAAAACGAUUACAAGUACUUCGUGAAGACAUGGUUUUACAAUCGAUUGAAUAUCUUUCAAAGAAUAUUGACAGAUUAGAAAUGAACGAACUAGAAGACCGAUUAAGAUAUGGUUUCGAAAAAUGUAAGAUUAGAGAUAUGAUACAGAUAAUAGAGAGAAUCGAACGGGCAGAGAAACGUAUUGAACAGUAUCAAGAUGAAUAUAGAAUAGAUGCAGCGAAACAAGAAAUGAGAUAUUUGCGUGAUUUACAAUUAGUACAAAUAAUUAUCAGUGAAAUAUUCCGUCGAAAAUCGAUUGGUCUCAUUUCGAAUAACGAAGAAAAAUCUCAGCGAAUCGAUCUAAGCAAUUUACGUCAGGAGUUGACCGAAAUACCUGAUUGUGCAGAGAAAACUAUAAUGGAAUUGUUAGUAUAUUUUCAUCAGAGAUUAUUGGGUGAUGAUAUAAAUGAAAAUACGUUAGAUUCGAUCCAGUUGAAAUUAACUAAAGUACAAACUCAGCUUCAGAAUGAAGAACUAUUUUCGGAACAGAUGAAAAUGAAUCUUCAAGAGGUAAAUCGAACAAUGUAUAAUCAGGACUGUUCAUCUACGCUCAACAACUUAAAUAAAAUCUUGAAAAAAAUUCGACCUUUAAAUCUACAAGAAAUACGACGACACAUUAGAAGAUCCGAACAAACAGCUGCUUUGAUUCAUGAUAAAGACAUCGUUCUCUUAAUAGGUAUCACAGGUAGUGGAAAAUCAACAACUGUUCAGUUUCUCUCAGGUGCUAAAAUGAAACAAAUGCGAGUAGAAAUCGCUCCUGAAAAGUUUUUAGAACAUAUCACUAUAGAUGGACCUGUCACCAAUCCUGGAUUGAUUAGUGUAAAAAGUAGUCCAUUCAGUAAGUCAGAAACUCGCUUUUUAGUUCCAGUUACUAUUUCCUUAAAAGAUAUCAUUGGUCCUUAUGAGACGAACGAAAUGAUUCUAUGUGAUGCACCAGGUUUUUGUGAUACAGAAGAUCCUGAACUUGAUAUUGCCAAUAUCGUGGGUGUGAUCGCUGUUCUGAAAGGUUGUAAAAGUGUUAAAAUCUUAGCUCUAUCCAGUUAUCGAAGUUUAGGAGAUAGAGGAGAAGGUAUUCAAAAAUUAGCACAUAUUUUAAUCAAUAUGAUUCAUGGAUUAGAAGAUCGACUCGAUGCGAUUUUGUAUGGAUUUACAAAAUAUCCAUCAAAAGUAGAUAUUCAUGCAAUUCUGAGUGAUAUUAAGACUUCACGAGUAGAUUCAGAUCCUCUAUUACGAUCCAAUAGUGCAUUCGUAGCAGUAUUGACUGAUAUGAUUGAGAAAACACGACAUGAUGCAAUGACAAUUGAUCCUCUUGAUGGAAAUCCAAAGAGUAUUAUCCAAAAACUCAAGAAUCUCAAAAGUAUUCGUUAUCCAGAUGAAGUCUUUCAAUUUUCUAUUAGUCAUGAGACAGAAGUAGUCAUAUCAAAUCAAAUCCAACGAUACAAAUGUAGUAUUAUCUAUGCAUUAAAACAUAAAAAUGUUUCCCUUCUUUUGUACUAUCUGAAUCAAUUCAAAUUGUUAUCUGAUAUAAUACAACAAAGUGUUGUUCAAGAUGGAUAUAAAGAUUCGUUACGAUUGAUUAGUGAAAAUAUUCAAGAAUUUUGUAGUAAAGUAAUCGAACAGCUAAAUCGUCUUUUGAAAAAUGAAGAUAAAUUGAAAAAUGAAGAUAUUCAAGAAUAUCAAAUGGCACAUGAUUAUAUUCAACGAAUCCAACAACUCAGAGAUCAUUUGGGAUCUAAUCUAAUAUCCGUUGAUAUAUUUAUAGAAAAUCUUCGUUUUGAACUAGAAAAUAUUGGUGUUACUCUCGAUCUAUUCAAUCCUUCGAUCGGUAUCUAUUUAGAUAAUUUUCAUUUUCUUCAAAAUUCAUUUCAAGAACUACAAUCUUCAUAUCUAAAAUAUUGUGAAGAUUUAAACCAACGUUUUGAAUUGACAUUCGGACAAUCAAUUGUAGAAUUGAUUUCAAAAAAUGGGUUUAAACAAUUAACUGAGAUUCUCGACCAAAUACUUCAAUGCAUACCGAUAUUAAAUGAUCAUUUAAAUAGAAAAAUCGAGAACAAAUAUCACGAAAUAAUCAAAAUUAUUAUAGAAAAUUUCGAAAAGAUUUCAAAUCGAUCAAAUUCUCUUUUACUGCAAAUAAAUUUAACUGAUAACGAUAUUGAUAAUCUUCAAAAUGAUUUAUUCUUAUUAAAAUUAGCAAAAGAAACACCAUUACUUGAAAAUCAAUUAUCGAAAAUCGAAAAUAUGAAAAAUUUAAACGAAAUUUAUGAUGAAGUAAUUCGAAAAGUGAUGAAAUAUGUUGAUGAAAUUAUUUUCAGAAUAAAAGAACUUUUAGAUAAAAAUGGACAUCAUUCUUUUGAUUCUGUUCAACAUUUUUAUCAAAUGAUAGAAAAUAUUCGUUUAUCAAUACGAAGAUUACAAAGAGAAAUUGAAGAAAUACUUUAUAAUUUAGAUUUUCAAUCUAAUACAAUUAAUAUUCGACCACUUUCACGUGAUAUUCGAGAAGAAUUAAUUGAACAUAUUGAAAAAUAUGAAUCAGAUUUAAGAAAAUUGGAUUUAAAUUUACAAUAUCCACAAAAUAUUCCAUUAGCUCACGACAUUCUGGAGAAAAUCGAUUUAAUGAAAGAUUUAGAACGUAGUCUUCCGGAAUUAAAAAUACAUCGAGAACGAAUAAAUGAAUAUUUUCUUCAGAUAAUACGAGAUAAAUUUCAGUCUAUUCAUCGAAAUUUUAAUUUAUCUGAAAAAACUCUUGAUCAUUUGGAAAAUGAAAUAAAAGGAUUAAAAGAAAUGCAGAAUAAAUAUGAUAAUUUAUAUCCACCUAUGCGUUAUUUACGACAAUCAGGUUAUUCGGAUAUAAAUCAAUUAAAUGAUCAAAUGAAAAUAAUUAAAAUUCAACAUGAAAAAGAAAUUGAAGAAGCUGAAAGUGAAAAGAAUCGAUUAGAUUUCGAAAUCAAAGAACUUCAAUCAAUAAUUCAACAAUAUGAACAAUUCAUACUUUCCAAAGUUUCAAGAAAUCUUUUUGGUCGUGUUAUAAAUAAAAUAACAAGCGGAUCUCAACGAACUGAAAAUCAACUCAAUGAUUAUUUAAAAGAAAAAGGUUAUUCAAAUAUAACAAUUGUCAAAGAAAAAUUCAAACUUAUUCAAACGACUUCUGAACAAAUCAUUGAAAUGAUAACAAUAAAUAAAACAGAUUUUCAUCAUAAUUUAAUACAUCUUGAAUCUAUUAAAAAAGAAUAUCUAUUUUUGGUCGAUCAAUAUCAAUCAAUCUUUUUGAAAGCAAUUCAUUUUCUAAAUGAUCAAGGAUUUGAAAAUUAUCAAUUAUUAGAAAGAAAAAUUGAAGAAAAAACGAAUUAUCUUAAUGAAUAUGAAAAACAGAAACAGAUCUAUUAUUUCCAUGAUGAAUUUGAUGUAUUAAUGACAAAUAAUGCAUUGAUUUAUAUUAAUCAUUGUGAAAAAAUAACACAUAAUGAUAUAAGACAAUUGGCAAGUGAUACAAAUGAAUAUUUAAAAAAAUAUAUUCUCGAAUAUGGAAGUUUUCUUCAAAAAGAAAUUGAAAGAUAUUUUAAAUAUAUCACCAAUAUAGAUAAGACUGAUUAUAAUUAUUAUUCAAAAGGAUUAGAAAAGUAUUUUCGUCAAUUAAUAGUACUUGAAAAAUAUUCAUUGGUUUUUGAAUAUCUAAAUGGAAGAAAAAAACUUGGAUAUUGGCAACGACAAUUUCUCACUUAUCAUCAUACGCUUCUUUAUCAAAUUGAAGAAGAUAAAAUCAAUGGAAGAUAUAAAGACUUUAAACAUCGAUUAAUUAUUAUUCAAUCAUUAAUUUGUUUAGAUCAAUUCUUUACGGGAAUGUUAGAAAUAAAUAAAUUUGAAAUUUCAUAUAAACAAUAUCAAUUAGAUUUAAUUAAAAUAUCUGAAGAAGCAUAUCGAAUAGCACUGGAUGCGAUUUCAAAAGAAGAUUUUAUUAAUGUUGAUUUUAAACUUUCAGAUAUUAUAGAAACAGUACCAAAUUCAAGAAUUAUAUCACAUAUUAAAAAAAAAACAAUGGAAUAUCUAAUUCGUACAUUACAAGAAUUAACUAAUCAUUAUCGAUCAGAAUCUGUUGAAAAGAAUAUUGAUGAUAUGAAGAAAAGAAUUAGUCAAUUACCUAAUGAGAUUUUACAACAGUAUGAUUUUGUCGAUAUUAAUAAAUAUUUAAAAGAUUCACCACAAAAUCUUUUACAACAAUUAAAAAUAGUCUCAUCAAAUGGUUAUCCAAAGUAUACUAAAAUUUAUCAUCUUCUUUUAGAAAAACUUCGAAUUAAUUUUUCUCUUGCGAUAAAUAAUGUUAAAGAUAAUAUUAUAUUUGGUCGUUUAGCUAAGAUGCUCACAAUUCGAGAUACUUUUUAUCUUUUACCAGAAGAACUGAAAAUCAUCUUCCAAACUGAUAUUAAGGAAGUAGAUCAAAUGAUUAGAAAGGAAGUUAGAAUACCCGAAUUUGAUUAG
This is a messenger RNA of Didymodactylos carnosus, 5588 nucleotides long. The record is from the annotation of a GenBank genome assembly. NCBI's taxonomy places the organism in Eukaryota, Metazoa, Rotifera, Eurotatoria, Philodinida, Philodinidae.